Messenger RNA from Lasiodiplodia theobromae, 1512 nucleotides. RefSeq names its product Permease of the major facilitator superfamily. Bases 1 to 1512 code for a protein of 503 amino acids. Gene Ontology annotation, molecular function: transmembrane transporter activity. The transcript has 5 exons. Gene Ontology annotation, biological process: transmembrane transport. Gene Ontology annotation, cellular component: membrane. Lineage: Eukaryota; Fungi; Ascomycota; Dothideomycetes; Botryosphaeriales; Botryosphaeriaceae. The record is from RefSeq and is a predicted model, not a curated record.
AUGUCUCGCUCCAAAAGCCCCGACGCCGCCAGCACCAAAGAUCCCUCCCAAAUUGAAUACGGAACCAUCAGCAAAGAUGGCCCAGACGUCGCCAUCGGGGACGUAUCCGCUGUCAUACCUCGGAUUGACACCGCCGCAGAGCGCAAGCUGGUCCGCAAGCUCGACCUCCUGGUCAUGGUCAUGAUCUUCUUCAUGUACUUCUUCAACAGCAUCGACCGCAGCAACCUCGGCAACGCGAAGACGGACGGCAUGGACGUCGACCUCGGUUUCGUCGGUAACCAGUAUUCCAUCCUGGUCAUGGUGUUCUACGUCCCCUUCUGCGGCCUCUGUCUUCCGGCGAAUCUGUUUACCAGGAUGCUUGAGCCAAAGUUCUUCUUGGUGGGCUUCAUGCUGGGCUGGGGCUCUAUGGCUAUGAUUUGUGCUGCAUGCAAGAACUUUGCGCAGAUCUUGGCGGUGAGGAUUCUGUUGGGUGUUGCAGAAGCUGGUUUCGCUCCAUGUGCGAUGUUUUACAUGAGUACCUUUUAUACUCGCGGGGAGCUUGCCACACGCUUCGCAAUUUGGUAUUCAGCAACGGUUCUCUCUUCGGCAGUGUCAGGGCUCAUCUCUUACGGAGUGUUCCAGAUCGGCGGGGCUCUACAUGGCUGGCAGUACCUUUUCCUGGUUGAAGGCGGCCUUACAGUGCUGAUCGCUAUACUGGCCGCUUUCAUACUCCCGAAGAACCCGUGGACCUGCCGAUGGCUGACCCCAGCCGAGAAGGAGCUGUGCGUCCUGCGUGGUGAAAGAGACUCGACGUCCGACGUCGGCUCCGCCUGGAACUUCCACGAAGGCAUGCAACCAUUCAAGUCAUGGCAAGUCUACGCCUGGGCCCUCAUCGGCCUCUGCUACGGCACCUCGGGCAGCGCCGUCGGCUCGUUCCUGCCGCAAAUCGUGCAACUCAUGGGCUUUCCCACGCUAAAAACGAACCUCUACACCGUCGCGCCCAACAUCGUCGGUGCCCUCGUCCUCCUCUGCAUCGCGCACUCAUCCGACCGCUUCCGCGAGCGCAGCGGGCACCUCGUCUUCGCGCUGCUCGUCACCUUCGUCGGCUGGGUCAUCCUGCUGGCGCUCAACCCGGCCGCGCACAUCCCCGUCGCCUACUUCGCCUGCUUCCUGCUGUGCGCCGGCGCCAUGACGCCCACCGUCCUCUUCCACUCGUGGCACGCGUCCAACAUGCACACCGAGAACGGCCGCAUCUACGUCAUGAGUUUUCUUACUGGCGCUGCUAAUAGUGGUGGUAUUGUUGCGAGCAUGACUUUCCGCGCCGAGGACGCGCCGCGAUACUUGCCGUUUUUGGGUACGGCGGCGGCGUUUGAGGGGAUGGGGAUGGUGCUCAUCUUGGCGCUGCGGUGGUGGAUGAAGUGGGAUAAUGCGCGGAGGGACCGCGUCAUGGGGAGGAGGUUGGUUAGUAAGGAUGUCAAGUUGAGUGAGCUGGUCGGGGGGUCGAACGACAUUCGGUGGAGGUGGUUUGUUUGA